Anopheles stephensi (Asian malaria mosquito) is the source of this 1132-nucleotide messenger RNA. Its product is annotated as carboxypeptidase B-like. Bases 95 to 1081 code for a protein of 328 amino acids. Gene Ontology annotation, molecular function: zinc ion binding; metallocarboxypeptidase activity. The transcript is spliced from 2 exons. The record is from RefSeq and is a predicted model, not a curated record. Gene Ontology annotation, biological process: proteolysis. Lineage: Eukaryota; Metazoa; Arthropoda; Insecta; Diptera; Culicidae.
UAUUGUACUGGCCUUACCGUCUGGUGCUAUAAAACAUCUUGAGGGUUAUUUAAAAAAGUAGUUUUGGUGAGGAAACACUCUCGAAAGCUGGAAUAUGGUUGCCCAAAGAAGCUUCAAUCAGCAUUGUAUCUGGCUGUGGAUAUUGUGCUCCUGUAUUACUUUCCCAUCUGGAUUGAGCAUCCCAGAUCCAAAGGCCGCUAUCACCCGCUUUAUGUCGUACAACGAAACCAACGAUUUCAUGUUCACACUAGCACGCUUGUUUCCGACUAGAGUCCAGGUGAAGAGUAUUGGCCUUACUGCCGAGGGUCGCGACAUCAACAUGAUCGCCAUCAACUAUUUAGCGCCGAAAAAUGUAACGAUAGUAGCGAACUUAAAUGCCCGAGAAUGGGCCGCUAUGACAUCGGUGGUAUAUUUUAUCGUAGAAAUCGUUUACAGACCACAAAAGUAUCCCGACACACUCCAUCUUCGGUGGAACAUUAUACCGAUGGCCAAUCCGGAUGGGUACGAGUACACGAUGAACCAGAACCGGUACUGGAACAAAAACCGAUCGCCACAAUCGGACAGAAGCUUUGGUGUUUAUUUGAAUGCCAACUUUGCAUAUCUGUGGCAGAAUUCUAAACCGAAUGCUCCGUCGGAUGAUUUUUACCGUGGUCCGGGACCAUUUUCGGAACGUGAAUCGAAUGCAAUCGGUGGACUGCUGUCCAGUACGAUCAAUUCCACCAUUCUCUAUGUGGAUGUACAUUCAUCGGCCCAAAGCAUAUUCUAUCCGUGGUCCUACACCGAGCAGCCCGCCGCGAACUUGAAUAAAAGCAGGUCCAUCGCUCAAGCUGGAGCAAAAGCGGUGAAAGCAAAGUUUGGCAUCAUCUACGACAUUGGCACAUGGCCGGAGCUGCGACAUUACGAGCUGUACGGCACCAGUGUUGAUUAUUGCAAUUCUUUGUCGAUAAAUGCGUGCAUGUGGCUAGAUAUAUCGAAGAAUGGGUACGAACUGGAGGUUGAUAGCAUCCGCGAAUAUGGGGAACAAGCUGUGGAAGCAUUCAGUGGGAUGGCCAAACAGGCGGAAAUGUUUUCCUUAUCCUAGACUUAUAUUGCAUUUUAGUAUAUGAAAAUAUAAAAAAUAUGGCUUCAAAUA